AUGGAGGAUGGCACAAUCCUAUCGGAUAAUAGCUCCAUCAAGAAUGCAACGGUUACCUUCUUUACAGCCCUCAUGGAGGCAACACCGUCCACUCCAGCUACUGAUAUCCUUGACGCCAUCCCCACAACAAUUUCAGCUGAGGAUAAUAGAUGUCUUAUUCUUGAUCCUUCCAUGGAAGAGGUCCAUACGGCUGCCAUGGCCAUCCCAGCAGAUAGCGCCCCUAGCCCGGACGGUUUCUUAGGAGCCUUCUUUCAUCAAUUGGGAACUAUUCUCCCACAUAUCAUUUCUGCUGAACAGGGAGCUUUUGUCAAAGGCCGAUCCAUAGCAGAGAACUGUGCUUUUAUGCAAGAGAUCUUUAGACAUAUUGACAAAAAGGUUAGAGGCGGAAACAUACUAAUCAAGCUUGACAUGGAGAAAGCUUACGACAAGCUCGAUUGGGAAUUUCUGAAAGCUGUCCUUCGUAGAUUUAGCUUCUGCGGUACCUGGAUCCAGCUAGUUGAGAAAUGUUAG
Messenger RNA from Magnolia sinica, 510 nucleotides. RefSeq lists its product as uncharacterized. The coding region runs from base 1 to 510 and encodes 169 amino acids. The transcript has 2 exons. The record is from RefSeq and is a predicted model, not a curated record. NCBI's taxonomy places the organism in Eukaryota, Viridiplantae, Streptophyta, Magnoliopsida, Magnoliales, Magnoliaceae.